Molecule: messenger RNA, 453 nt
Organism: Aspergillus tanneri
Lineage: Eukaryota; Fungi; Ascomycota; Eurotiomycetes; Eurotiales; Aspergillaceae
Product: Gfo/Idh/MocA family protein
Exons: 4
Coding region: 1-453 (150 amino acids)
Molecular function (GO): nucleotide binding
Source: RefSeq, a predicted model, not a curated record
AUGAACGAAAAACAUAACAUUCCUAUCGUCCAUUCCUCCUACAAAGAUCUUCUUAGCGACCCCUUGAUUGAUGCCAUCUACAUCGCCCUCCCCAACAGUCUCCACUUUAAAUGGGCCCUGCACGCCAUCCGCGCCGGCAAGCAUGUCCUCCUGGAGAAGCUAUCUUGUUUAAACAGUGAAGAAGCCUAUGCACUAUUUAACCACCCCUUAAUCAAAGCGCUUGGUGCCCUUAUUAUCCUGGAAGUAUUCCACUAUCGCUUCCAUCCUGCAUGGCAGGUAUUUCUGUCCUACAUCCACGGUGAUCCUACCGUGGGGCUAGUAAAACAUGCUCUUGCACAGCAGUAUCUUCCCAGGGGAAUAGUCCCGAUUACCGACAUUCGCUGGCGGAGGCUGGCCCUUACUUCCGGCUUCGUGGACGAAAUGGCUACCCGGUUUCGGCUGGCCCAAGUGUGA